Molecule: messenger RNA, 2781 nt
Organism: Xenopus laevis (African clawed frog)
Lineage: Eukaryota; Metazoa; Chordata; Amphibia; Anura; Pipidae
Gene: polr3f.L
Product: polymerase (RNA) III (DNA directed) polypeptide F, 39 kDa L homeolog
Exons: 9
Coding region: 472-1299 (275 amino acids)
Biological process (GO): transcription initiation at RNA polymerase III promoter; termination of RNA polymerase III transcription; transcription by RNA polymerase III
Cellular component (GO): nucleus; nucleoplasm; RNA polymerase III complex
Source: RefSeq, a predicted model, not a curated record
GCAGCGACGCAUUGCUUUACCUGGGGAUCGAACGAUUUGUGAAUUUUUGGCACUGACGACGUAAAUCACACAGCCAUUUAGCGAAGAGACGAAAUACCUUUGCUUUGAAAACAUAUUGCUGUGUUCGUUCGGAACUUAUUCCAUUUCCAAGCCGGAAGGCUUCCUUUUUUCCAGAAAACAAAAUGGCGGUCGCUGCUUCCUGCUAAUAGUACCGCAAGUGCCGCACUACUUUUGCUGUGUGUGUUGGGGCGAAAAUCGUGUAGUGGGACACGUGGGCAAAGUCUGGGGACUCUUAAAUAAAGAUGACGGAGGCGAAGGUGAAGCAAGAAAGUGGGGAGGUAGCGGAGAUAGAGAGCAGGUGAGCAGAGUAUCUCUGGGCAGUUUAGGUGUGUUGCUGCUGGGAUACUAUAGAUUAUUGAGCUGUGUCAGCAGUUUCCUCAUGGCAUCACUGACCAAGUUAUUCAAAAUGAGAUGCCUCAAAUUGAACCCAAACAAAGGGCCAUGUGCAUCAACCGACUACUGGCAACUGGUCAGCUGGAUCUGCUACGAAGUGGUACAGGAUUGUUGUACAGAAUGAAGGAUCCACAAACUGUUGGUAAAAUGAAGGGUUCAGACAAUCAGGAGAAGUUAGUGUAUCAGGUAAUCGAGGAUGCUGGUAACAAAGGUAUAUGGAGCAGAGAUAUAAGGUACAAAAGCAAUUUGCCACUGACUGAAGUCAACAAGAUUUUGAAGAACCUAGAGAGCAAGAAACUAAUUAAAGCUGUGAAAUCUGUAGCUGCUUCAAAGAAGAAAGUUUUCAUGUUGUACAAUCUGCAGCCAGAUCGCUCAGUGACAGGAGGAGCUUGGUACAGUGACCAGGAUUUCGAAUCUGAAUUUGUGGAGGUGUUAAAUCAACAGUGUUUUAAAUUUCUACAAACCAAGGCUGAAGCAGCAAGGGACAGUAAACAAAACCCCAUGAUACAGAGAAACAGCUCAUUUGCCUCAUCUCAUGAAGUCUGGAAAUACAUCUGUGAACUGGGGAUUAGCAAGGUGGAAUUGUCUAUGGAGGAUAUUGAAACCAUCUUGAAUACUUUAAUAUAUGAUGGGAAAGUAGAGAUGACAAUAAUCGCUGCUAAAGAGGGGACUGUGGGUUGUGUAGAUGGACAGAUGAAGCUUUAUAGAGGAGUGAACCCUAUUAUUCAGCCUGCAGGUUUAGUGAGAACUCCAUGCGGCCUGUGUCCAGUAUUUGACGACUGUUGUGAAGGAGGUGAAAUUUCCCCAUCUAAUUGCAUUUAUAUGACAGACUGGCUGGAUUUUUAGUGGAAGGAGCCUAGCCUGGCACACAAUUCAAUCAGAUGAGUGGUCAUUCACAACAAGGAUACAUGGCUGAAGAAACUCUGUGCUAUGAAAUGGAACAGCUACAGCAUUUGACUGCUGUUAUAUUUAUUUUCGUAAACAUUUUGCAGAUGUUUGGUUAUUUGAAACAGCAACAGACAACAGUUUUUUUUUUUUUUUUUAUUCCAUAUUUAUUUUUUGGCAUGACACCUAUGAGGCAAAAUAUUUAGAAACUGUAAAAAUAGUUAACUCAUUAGUCACCUACCUACUGAAAGGACACUCAGUUACAUGAUUCCGCUUCCUACCUUAAGCUGGCCAUAGACGCAGAGAUCCGAUUGUACGAAUCAAAGUACAAUCGGACUUCCCCAUCUCCCGACCUGCCACUAACCAUAAAGAUCAAAGUCUUACCAUUCAGAUCAAAUAUAAAGUUGUAAUAACAGAUCAGCCGAUGUUCUGCCCCUGACAGCAAUUGUCCUAUAGUUAAAGCUGGUGACAGACUCCCUCUGAAAAUCGUACGAUCGGCAAUACAUGCAGAGAUAUUACACGCAGCCGACAGAAAUUUUCUAACCUGUCCGAUCGACCAAACUACCGAUCCCCACCAGAUGAAAAAUGUCGGGACUCUCCACACACGGUCCGAAUAUCAUACGAAUCCUCGAUUCGUACGAUCGGAUCUCUGCGUCUAUGGCCAGCUUUAGGGGUGUAAACCUAGCAGCUGGAGCUCCAUUUCCUUGUUCAGUCAGUGUCUUAUCUACUCCGGAAGGCUGAUAUAUUUUAGGGGCCUCUAUUACUUUAGUAGUCUGGAGAAACAUUAAAGUGGGUGAAAACAUGCUCAGAGUGCUCUUCUUAGCUUUUUUAUGUUAAUUUUCUCUUUUUAACAGGUAUUAUCAAUUUUAAAAUGCUAAAUUGGAAUUUUGAGCUUAGCAAAUCUCUUGCCUUGGGUUUGAGGUUGCUCCCUAUUUUCCCAGCACAGCUUUACUGUGCUGCGACUACUUGCUGUAAUUUGGGUCCUGCCUGAUGCCCUCACUCACCUUGGAAAAAGCCACUCAUUCCCUCCAGAUGUCAGUACAGCUCUUCUUUCCCCCAGGGAGGGAGGGAACUGACAUACAGGCUUCCUUUUUAACUCUCAGACAAGCAGCCCAGCAGCCUUAAGAGAGAGCUUCUAGAAUGAAGGUUUCAGUUUAACAGUAUAAAAAUGCUAAUAUCUUUUAAAUGAUCGAAAUUAGUAAAAGAAAAUUGCAGAAGAGCAGUCUGACCAAAAUUAUUUUACUGUAUGCAACAGAAUUAGAGUAACUUUUAUUUAACAUAGGGGCAUCCAGCUGUUCAAUUACGACUCCCUGCAUAUUCUCAAAGGAGCUCAGUAGCUAUUGUAUGAAAACCUCUCAAUUAUAUGUUAAAUGCCUAUCAAGGCAUUGUAUAACAAACGGCACAUAUGGAUUUGGUUGAAAGGAAGCUUGAUUUAGAACAGCA